Molecule: messenger RNA, 2076 nt
Organism: Dendrobium catenatum
Lineage: Eukaryota; Viridiplantae; Streptophyta; Magnoliopsida; Asparagales; Orchidaceae
Product: CBL-interacting protein kinase 18-like
Exons: 3
Coding region: 454-1800 (448 amino acids)
Biological process (GO): protein phosphorylation; signal transduction
Molecular function (GO): protein kinase activity; ATP binding
Source: RefSeq, a predicted model, not a curated record
AGCGCGUCGAAGAGAAAUUUUGUGCUAGGUCGUGGUCGGGGGCUAAGCGAAGCACUGCUUUAGGAAAUCCGGCGUCGUCUGGAUUGGAUUUUGGCCAGUUUCUUCGUCGUCUUCCCCAUCAUCGUCGAUUUGCGCAGGUAAAUUUUUGGAAGAAAAAUUAUAGGGAAUGCGGAAAGAUGUGCAUCCAGACCAAGAUAAUCUUGUCUGAGGCGAAUCCGGCUGUAGCUCCAUAUUGGCUUUUACCAUUCAUCCUUGAUGAGAUCAAGGAACAAGCCCUUGACAAGCAUAUCCUAAAUGCAAGACUGCACAUUGAAGCUAGAAACUCAAGAAAUCCUGUCGUGUUUGGGCACGACAUUGGUGACGACGGUUGAAGUGUUUUGAGUUCAAGAUCCCUCUGUUUUGAAAUUUCAUAUAUAAGUGGGAGAGGGCAAUAUUUCAGGAAGAUUAUAGAAGAUGGUUUCAGAAAAUAAAGGGCACGUUCUUAUGAAAAAAUAUGAAUUAGGAAGAUUGUUAGGACAAGGGACAUUCGCCAAGGUUUAUCAUGCUAGGAAUAUUAAAACUUCACAUAGUGUUGCUAUAAAGGUGAUUGAAAAAGAGAAGGUUUUCAAGGCUGGACUCAUAGAACAGAUAAAGCGAGAAAUUUCGGUCUUGAGAUUAGUCAGACAUCCAAACAUUGUGCAGCUUUAUGAGGUGAUGGCAAGCAAAUCCAAAAUCUAUUUCGUCCUUGAAUAUGUUAAAGGUGGAGAACUGUUUAAUAAGAUUUCCAAAGGCAGGCUUAAGGAAGAUGUUGCUAGGAAAUGUUUUCAGCAGCUGAUCAGUGCUGUAGAUUUCUGUCACAGCAGAGGGGUUUAUCAUCGGGAUCUGAAACCUGAGAACCUCCUCCUGGAUGAAAAUGAAAACUUGAAGAUUUCAGAUUUUGGUUUAAGUGCCCUUGCUGAGUCAAAAAGGCAAGAUGGCUUACUGCACACUGCAUGUGGAACUCCCGCAUAUGUUGCUCCUGAGGUAAUUAAUAGAAAAGGAUAUGAUGGCGCAAAAGCUGAUCUUUGGUCCUGUGGAGUAAUUUUAUUUGUUUUCAUGGCCGGUUAUCUCCCUUUCCAUGAUCCAAACCUGAUGGAGAUGUAUAGAAAGAUCGGAAAUGCAGAAUUUAAAUGCCCGAAUUGGUUCCUAUCAGAUGUUAGAAAGCUGAUAACAAGAAUUCUAGAUCCUAACCCAGAAACCAGAGUCUCAAUUGAAAAAAUUAAAGAAAAUUCAUGGUUUAAAAAGGGAUUUGAUGCCAAGCGGAAGAACAAAGAAACAGAAGCACAAGAGUUGGCUCCGCAGGAUGUAAAUGCAGCUUUCAAUACCUCCCAGAUUAAUGCAACAGAAGAAAAGCAAGAUAUAGAGAAGCCAGAAAUGGUGAAACCAAUUAACUUGAAUGCUUUUGAUAUCAUUUCUCUUUCAGCAGGAUUUGAUCUUUCUGGUUUGUUUGCGGAGGCUUUCUUCAAGAGGGAAGCAAGAUUCACAUCCACUAAGCCAGCUUCAACCAUUUUCUCAAAGCUUGAGGAAGUUGCCAAGAGAUUAGGCUUGAAGAUAAAGAAAAAGGAAGAAGGGGUUCUGAAAAUGGAAGGUUCAAAAGAAGGUUUAAAGGGGGUUUUAACCAUUGAUGCUAUGGUUUUUGAGGUGACUCCUUCGUUUCAUCUGGUGGAGAUUAGAAUGACCAAUGGUGAUACUUACGAGUAUCAGAAGCUGUGGAAACAGGAUAUGAGACCGGCCCUUAUGGACAUUGUGUGGGCAUGGCAAGGUGAUGGUCUCUCAACUUAGUCACAAUAUAUAGGUUCUGCAGCAGUGAAAGUGAUGGAUUCUAUAAUGCUUCUCCAUAUUUAUAUUGAUUUUUCAGUUGUUACUAUAUUCUCGGUGGUAUUUUUGUAAUUGUUUAGAUUGUUGCUGUGUUAUCUUAUAUGGGCUGUUUUUCAGCAUUGUGUAGGUAAGACUAUUCGAGUAGUAAAUGUUAAUAUAAAUUAUUAUUUAGAAUGUUUUUCAUGUACGGAAGAUGCUUGCAAGUUCAGAUGCAGUGUAUCAAUUUUUCUGCUUUCAAAA